This is a messenger RNA of Clupea harengus (Atlantic herring), 3237 nucleotides long. It is a transcript of the gene agfg2, whose product is annotated as ArfGAP with FG repeats 2. Gene Ontology annotation, molecular function: GTPase activator activity. Gene Ontology annotation, cellular component: membrane; cytoplasmic vesicle; cytoplasm. Gene Ontology annotation, biological process: spermatid nucleus differentiation; intermediate filament organization; acrosome assembly. Lineage: Eukaryota; Metazoa; Chordata; Actinopteri; Clupeiformes; Clupeidae. The record is from RefSeq and is a predicted model, not a curated record.
CUUGGUAUGCCUCAUAGAUUAUUUCAGUUCUGCCAUUCAGUUCAGUCAAUCUGAUCCAUUAUUACAAGCAGUCUGGCAGUCCUGUAUUUUGCCCUAAAGACUCCAGGUCACUUCAACAAGUUGUUUUGUGAAGGCAUGCUAUUCCAGAAUUAACAAAUGACCAUUACACUCACGGGCCUCUCUCUCGCUGACAUAAAACAUAGCUGUAAAAUAUUAUUAGAAAUCACGUGUGCCGAGAUAAUGGCUGCCUGAAAAUUGCUACUGCUGACUGUGUGGCUGAGGGUCUGUUCUUCACUGCAGUGAGCCUGUGGUAACCCAUCAGAGGCUACAAUUAGAGCUCUGCAGUUUGUGUCUUCCAUCAUAUCCGAGACUGACGCAACAACCCUUUUUUCAUAACAUAAGACUUGUAUUCUCAUACAGGGUUUAAUGUGUUGGGGUUGAGAGAGCGUAGAUGAGAAGAUGUUCUCCAAAAUCAUGUUGCUAGCUGAGCCAACAGUAUUUCACUCUUUGUUAACAAAGGUUACUAUUGUAAUCAUGUGGCGGUGAUGUAGGAUGUUGACAGGACCUGUUGAUCAUAAAUCACAGUGCUUUUCAACGUAUUUUAGAAAUGAUGCUGUUAAAGAGGAAUACACAUCACGAGAGGCCAAAGAUCAACUGACAACGAAGAGCUCUCCCUUGUGAUCGUGCCAUGUUAUUGCAGCUUUCCACGCGUCUUGGUCACAACAAUAUAGAACAAACACCCCUGUCUCUCUCUCUUACCACCCCCUCCCCCGGCAUCAGAUGUUAGCUGUUUAUUUGUUUGUGUUUGUUCAACUGAGAAUUUGACCAAGGUUUCGUAAGGGCUCAGAGACAGGAGAGGGGGCAAUUCCACCGAUUUAAAUGGAGGAGGCAUGUCUUCCUCCAGCUGUGAAGAACUGGCACCAUAUGUUUACUGUUUCUUCUCGUAAAGAGUUAAAGAACACUUGAGGAAAGAUUUUUCAUUCAGUACGUCACCCAAAGGGCGUGAUACAUCCAUGACGGCAGUAAAAACUGUUGCUGAGCUACGUUGAAAAUAGAAUUAGGCUAGCCUACUUAGUGCAAAAAAAGAAAAACUCAUAACACCAGCGUUAUGCUAUUUCAUAAAAUAGCAUCCAUACAAACAGUUUUUGUUCAAUUCGAAAGUCUUUUCUGUGGUGUUCUGCGAAGCCUGUCGAGUUGGUUCCUUCGAUCUCGCCCUAGAUGUUUUCCUAGUUCCCAAAAUCUGUCACCAUUCCAAAGCGCCGCGUCUUCGUAGAGCGACAGUCAAGAGUGAGCGCAGUAAUAUAUAAAAGGGGGUGUGUUAGGGCGAGCUACAGAGAAACGCAAGGCUGGUGCUACAAAUGUAGAGCGAGAGAGGGGAGAGAGAUUUUCUCUCACACACUCGUGUUGAAUACCGCAGCGACAAUGAAUACAUAAAUACCGUAAUAGUGAAAAUCUGAGACAGACGGACAAACGGGUUGGCCAGUCGUCUCUCCUUACCCAAGAAAUUGCCUACGCAUGUGAGUUCAAGGCGUCAGAUCACACGAAGAGCAGCCGCAUGAUCGUUUUCAUAAUGCGGGCGUGAGUAGGCUACUGUAACAUACUCUGGUGGUGCACGGUGAAAGAGGGGAGGAGUGCGGAGGGGCAGUUAUCGGUUUCCCCGCCAGACAAACGGAGGAGAGAGGGGAGGCAACGAGACGCCUAGCAUGUCGAAUCGAAAACACCGGGACAACCAAGAGAUAUGCGCCCGCAGGGUGAGGGAGCUUGCCCAGGCAGCAGUCAACAAACACUGCUUCGAGUGCGGACAGCCUGGAGUGACAUACAUCAAUAUCACUGUAGGCUGCUUCGUGUGUACGUCGUGCUCCGGAAUGUUGCGUCCUGUAAAUUGUGUUACGUGUCAUUUCGUCAUGGCCUCAGAAGAGGACUCAACCCUCCCCACAGAGUCAAGUCCAUCUCCAUGACAACCUUCUCCCAACAGGAAGUGGAAUUUCUCCAAAACCAUGGCAACGAAGUUGGGAAGAGGACUUGGCUUUGCAUCUUCGACCCAAAAACAGAUGGAUGCUUUGAUGCUCGAGACUCCCAGAAAUUGAAGGAAUUUCUUCAGGACAAAUAUGAGAGGAAGAAAUGGCAUUUUUCAAAGAGCAAGAACCGGCGGGAAAUAGACGGACCCUUCAGCCCUGGGCUGCAGAACCUGCCCUUAUCCCACGCAGGACCCAUCCAGAACCAGCCUCCCGCCCACGCCAUGCCCGCCCACGCCAUGCCCGCCCACGCCAUGCCCCACACGGCCAGACCCACCCGCCAGCUGUCCCAGUCUCAGAUGUCCACCUGGGAGAGACCGCCUAUGGUGUCCCCCACGGACAUCCGCAAUGACGUCUUCACCGCCAGGCCCACACGCUCCCAAAGCUUCAGAGACCCCACGAUCAAAGAUACUAUGUUGACUGGAGUGGAAAGACAGAGGCCUGGGUCAUUAUCCUCGGGUUUGGGAGGCCAUCAUCACCAGACAUCCUUCCCUGCCCUCCCCCGUCCGUCAGCCAGUAGCACUUUUAAAAACAACUUCACCCUAGGUCGUACACUCUCUGCCCACGGAGGCGGAGCUCCAUUCAGGGUGUUCCCUAAGUCCCUCAGCGUGGAUUUUGGGGGUCUGGGUCAGCAACACUCCACCCUCAGCACCGCCCCUCCCAAACAGCCCCUGUCAUCCCAGGACAGGUAUGCCCCCCUGUCGCAGCUCAACAGUGUGUUCUCUGAAAACACACCUGCCAGCGCAGCCCCCUCUACUGGUCCAUCACAGUACAGCACCUUAUUUGGCAACAGAGUGUCAUCGAGCUCCACUCCUCCAGCAAGUUCUCCUGGUGUGGCAGAUCCAGGCACCCAAACUUUUGCAAAUUUUCCCAAUCCGUUCAACUCCACCUCCACUUCUCAGCCCGCCCUGUCUCCCAGCAACCCUUUCAAGUGUGUCACAUCAGAUGAUUCCAGUGCAUUUGUCUCCACCCCUUCGUCCAUUUUCCCCCAAUCAGCUUCCUUCCCAGCGUCCACCACUACCCACAAUGCAUUUCCACUUGAGCAAGCCAACAAGCAGGAAACUAAUGGUUUUACGUUGUUCCCUGCGCCUGAAGCUGCGCCCAAAGUUCCACGCCCAAUGUCGGUAAAUCCAUUCACUGGGACUGUUUACCCCAGCAAAGGAACGUCACGCAACCCUUUCAUCUGAUCCUGGGCCCCCUCCAACGCAGGGAGAGAGAGAGA